Closterium sp. Yama58-4 is the source of this 2805-nucleotide messenger RNA. NCBI's taxonomy places the organism in Eukaryota, Viridiplantae, Streptophyta, Zygnematophyceae, Desmidiales, Closteriaceae. The record is from the annotation of a GenBank genome assembly.
AUGUACAUCACCCUCUACUACCUAGUCACCCGGCUCCCUGACUCCCUUCGCUCGGUCAGGGAUCACUUCCUCUCUCUCUGCCCCACCACACUCACUGUUGACCUCCUCGAGGAGCGCCUCCUAGCAGCUGAGAAGAGCAUAGUCGCUGUAGGAGCCUCUCGUGGUGACCCUCGUGCCCCUUUCUUUGAGGGGUGCUCCCCCGUUCCCCUUUUGCCCUCUGUUGCCUCUGCUGCUGCUGUCGACCUCGUUGGCACCGAGUCGGUCGGCGCUGCGUCUGCACCUAGCGGGAGGCGCUGCACCGGCAAGGGCAAGGGGGGCAAGGGUGCUGGAGGAGCUGGCGGGGGUGGUGGUGGUGGCGGUGGAGGCGGCGGAGGGGGUGGGGGUGGAGGUGGGAGUGGUGGCGGAGGUGGGGGCUCUGGAGGCAGCGGUGGAGGCGGAGGCAGCGGCGGCGGCGGCGGUGGGAGUGGAGGAGGUGGCGGUGGCAGCAGUGGUGGCGGCGGUGGAGGUGGCGCUGGUCGGGGUGGCCUUGUGCAGCGCGGAGGCUUCGGUGGUGGCCAGCGUCAGCAGCAGCAGCGCUCUUGUGCGACCCCGCCACCCCAGCAGCUUCGUGAGUGGUACGCUGCGCGUCAGCGGUCUGGGGGUGCUGGUCCCUGUGCCUACGUCCUGCGUACUGGUGACCGCACUGGGGAGCCAUGCGGCGGGCUGCACACCACCCAGCGCUGCUUCGGCCGCCUGACAGACGCCUGGCGUCUCCAGUUCCCUGACGCCACUGAGAUCCCUCGCUGGGGUGAUCUGCUUAGGUCGGGGGUUGCUAUCUUUGAUCUUGACUAUGAUGCUAUUCUUGCUGCCAUGUAUGCUGUGUCUACUAGUGAUGAGGGUGACUGUUACCUGUGUGUUCCGCCUGACCCGGGCAUUGCGGCUGCUGCUCUAGGUGCUAGUGCGUCUGCUGCUCCAGGUGCUAGUGAGUCUGCUGCUCCAGGUGCUGGUGAGUCUGCUCUCUCAGGUACCACGUCUGCUCAGGCGUUGCACACUUUCACCCUUGACUCAGGUGCUUCCCGCUCCUUCUUUCGAGACCGCACCACCCUCAUACCGCUCAGUCGGCCGGUUGCGGUCUCCCUGGCAGACCCCUCUGGGGGUCCUGUCCUUGCCCACUACUCCACUGUGCUACCGUGUCCAGCGGCCCCGUCUGGCUCCCUGUCAGGUCUUUACCUCCCCUCGUUCUCUACGAACUUGGUAGCUGCGUCGGGUCAGGUGUUUGCUGCAGCGUCUCGGUCUGGUCCUGAGUCUGCCCCCUGCUCGUGUCGCCUCCUGUCCCACCAGACUCUUCUCUGGCACCACCGCCUUGGUCACCCCUCCCUGCCUCGUCUCCGAGGCAUGGCCUCCCGUGUCCUUGUCUCUGGUCUCCCCCGGUCUCUCCCUCCCCUUCCUCCGGGGCCUGCCCCUACCUGCGUUCCCUGCGUCGAGGGGCGGCAGCGCGCCGCUCCUCACUCCUCCGAGUUUCCGCCGACAGAGGCUCCGCUGCAGACUCUUCACAUGGACGUGUGGGGCCCAGCCCGCGUCCAUGGACAGGGUCACGAGCGUUACUUCCUGCUGGUGGUUGACGACUACUCGCGUUACACCACGGUCUUCCCCUUGCGCCGCAAGGGUGAGGUCACUGAGGUGUUGAUCGACUGGAUCCGCGCUGCUCGUCUCCAGCUCAGGGAGAGUUUCGGCUCGGACUUUCCUGUUCUGCGUCUGCACUCCGACAGAGGUGGUGAGUUUUCCUCCGACCUCCUGCGAGCCUUCUGUCGCGCGAGGGGCAUCCGCCAGACGUUCACGCUUCCGGCCUCUCCACAGCAAAAUGGGAUUGCUGAGCGCCGCAUUGGCAUGGUCAUGGACGUCGCUCGUACGUCCAUGAUCCAUGCGGCUGCUCCCCAUUUUCUGUGGCUGUUUGCGGUUCAGUACGCGGCGCAUCAGAUCAACCUUCAGCCCAGGGUCUCCGUGCCGGAGACCUCCCCCACUCUGCGGUGGACGGAGAAGAUUGGCGAUGCGUUUGCGUUCCGUGUCUGGGGAUCUCGAGCUUUUGUCCGCGACUUGUCUGUGGACAAGCUGUCCUCUCGUGCUGUUCCCUGCGUCUUCCUUGGCUUCCCCCCUGACGCGCCUGGUUGGCAGUUUUACCACCCCACCUCGCGCCGUGUUCUGUCCUCCCAGGACGUCACGUUUGACGAGUCGGUAGACGCAGUCGAGCCUGUCGAGGUAGCUGUUGACUCUGGUGCUGCUAGGGGUGCUGAGCGUGCGGGUGCCGGGCGUGGGGGUGCGGAGCCUGGGGGUGCGGAGUCUGGGGGUGCUGAGCCUGCGCGUGAGGAGACUGGAGGUCCUGCGCCUGAAGGUGCUGUGUUUGGGGGUGCUGAGCCUGUGUGUGCGGAGUCUGGGGGUGCUGAGUCUGGAGGUGAGACGCCUGAGGGUACUGGGACUGCUGGUGCGCGGUCUCCUUGGAGUAGCCGCCUUCGUCCGCGUGUGCCUCUCACCUCACAACAGCUGCACGACUGGAGUGGUGCUGGUACUUUGUCUACUGGAGGUGCUGGAGUCGCUGGUCCCGGAGGUGCUCGUACUGGAGGUACUAGAGCUGCUGGGGCUGGGGGUGCUGCAUAUGGGGGUGCCGCUUCUGGAGGCACUGAGGCUGGAGACCCUGGGACUGGAGGUGCUGGUUUUGGGGGUGCUGCUGCUGGAGACACUGCGGUUGGAGACCCUGGGACUGGAGGUGCCGGUUCUGGGGCUGGAGCUUCUGGAGCUGCUGGAGGUGCUGGAGCUGCUGGAGACAGGUAG